AAGGUCCCUGCCCAGAGUUCAGGAGAGAGGGCCAGGAGGGUGGCCCCGGGCUCUGGCAUCAUGUCCUGCUCCGUCACUUCAGAAGACCUGGACCAGGAGAAGAGAGCAGCCUUCCAGAGGAUCCUGAGCGCAUUGACUGGUGAGGCCGAGGCCAGUGGGACCUGCAGCAGCUCCCAGCCUUCCAGUCUUGGGUCCCCACCUGCUGGCCCUCGAGCUCCCAGCCUCAGUGCCCAGCUGGAGGGGGGCCAGAAAGGGCAAGACUCGCAGGGCCCAGUGUCCCUCCUGGGAGUCUCUGCAGGGGCCCCCUCAGUGCACCCUGGGUCAGGGGGGCAGCUCAGCUCCCCAGGCCAAAUCUGCUCCUCCUCAGGAUUCCUUCCAGGCUACCCUCCACACUCCCUGCGCCCUGUCCCAUCCUCUGUGCUGGCCCCAGCCCCCUCGCCGCUAUCAGGCAGGGAUGGGGGAGGUCUGUUUCCUGGGGUCCCUGCUCCCUGCCCCACACCAGGGAUGGGCGGCCCAACCCAAAGCCCAACUCAUACCUCGACUCGUACAGUUUCUAUGGGGGCCCUUCCCCACUUUCUGCAGAAGCCCAUGUGGGGGCCCCCUGGGAGUGGAGAAGAUAGAGGCCCUGGGCUCCCCGGAACCUCAGGCACAACCGUAUCAGGUGCCAGUUCCACCUCCGUGACUGUUUCCAAGUCCUUAAGGAGGAAGAGGACAGCCUCCAGGAGAGUGCCCCCUCCUGUUUCCCAGUCACAGGGCUUCCCUGUCCCCACCCCGAGUGUGCCCCCUCCUGCUUUCCCCUCCCAGGGCCUUCCUGUCCGCCUCCCUGUCCCCACCCCGAGUGUGUCCCCUCCUGCUUUCCCCUCACAGGGCCUCCCUGUCCCCACCCUGAGUAUUCCCAGCCCAUCCACUGCCUCUGACUUUGUGGGAACCCCUGCCACGCCCAGCCCUGCCACCAACACUCAGUCCAGCCCGCGUCCGGGCACUCAGCUGCUGGCAGCAGAGGCCCAGCUCCAUCCAUUGAAAAAGCCCACGCUGAACCCCUUCAUUUUGAGUGGGGGGCCCAGCCCCAUUGCCAGCAAGGCUGCCUUGCAGGGACUCCAGACUAAGGACAAGGCUGAUUAUCACUACCACUCCUUCUAUGACAGCCAUUUAAAAGAAAUGUGGGCAUAA
Tupaia belangeri chinensis (Chinese tree shrew) is the source of this 1170-nucleotide messenger RNA. RefSeq names its product vegetative cell wall protein gp1-like. Bases 61 to 1170 code for a protein of 369 amino acids. The record is from RefSeq and is a predicted model, not a curated record. NCBI's taxonomy places the organism in Eukaryota, Metazoa, Chordata, Mammalia, Scandentia, Tupaiidae. The transcript is spliced from 6 exons.